AUGGUGAGAGUUUUUGUUUCUGAACUAGAAGUCGCUGCGGCCCAUGCAGAUGGUGGAUCAGAUAAUAUUGCGUUCGUGAGCUCGGGGGGGCUAGUUUUGUUGGGCAUGAUCGUGACGUUUCUUUCAAUUGUGUCAAUGGUCAUCUUUGCUUGUGGAGAUCCAGGAGAUGACAAUACACCUCGCAAGAAAAAACGUGAAGCUCCAGAAGAUUGUGGAGAUUGUGGAGAUUGUUCUUGUUUCGGAGAUUGUGGAGAUGGCGGUGGCGGUGGCGAUGGCGAUGGCGGCGGUGGGGGUGGCGAUGGCGGUGGUGGCGGUGGGGGUUGUGGUGGCGGUGGCGGUGGUGGGGGUUGUGGUGGUGGUGGCGGCGGCGGCGGUGGUUGA
This is a messenger RNA of Carya illinoinensis, 381 nucleotides long. Its product is annotated as glycine-rich protein 2-like. NCBI's taxonomy places the organism in Eukaryota, Viridiplantae, Streptophyta, Magnoliopsida, Fagales, Juglandaceae. Bases 1 to 381 code for a protein of 126 amino acids. The transcript has a single exon. The record is from RefSeq and is a predicted model, not a curated record.